Hippopotamus amphibius kiboko is the source of this 6279-nucleotide messenger RNA. RefSeq names its product OTU deubiquitinase 3 (gene OTUD3). The record is from RefSeq and is a predicted model, not a curated record. Gene Ontology annotation, biological process: protein deubiquitination. The transcript is spliced from 8 exons. Bases 139 to 1335 code for a protein of 398 amino acids. NCBI's taxonomy places the organism in Eukaryota, Metazoa, Chordata, Mammalia, Artiodactyla, Hippopotamidae. Gene Ontology annotation, molecular function: cysteine-type deubiquitinase activity.
GCCGGCGCAGGCGCGGUGGCCGCGUCGCCGCCGCCGGGCUCCGUGGCCCGCGCCGCUUCGCCUCCCCGGCACCUGAGGCGGCGGCCCGGCGGUCCUGCGGCUCUCCCUCCUGCCGCUGCCGGCCGCGGGGCCGAGGCCAUGUCCCGGAAGCAGGCGGCGAAGAGCCGGCCGGGCAGCGGCAGCCGGAAAGCCGAGGCCGAGCGCAAGCGGGACGAGCGGGCGGCGCGCCGGGCCCUGGCCAAGGAGCGGCGGAACCGGCCGGAGUCCGGCGGCGGCGGCGGCUGCGAGGAGGAGUUCGUCAGCUUCGCCAACCAGCUGCAGGCCCUGGGGCUGAAGCUGCGGGAGGUGCCGGGGGACGGCAAUUGCCUAUUCAGAGCUCUUGGUGAUCAGUUGGAGGGACACUCACGAAAUCAUCUCAAGCACCGACAAGAGACUGUGGACUACAUGAUAAAGCAGCGGGAAGAUUUUGAACCCUUUGUUGAAGAUGACAUUCCUUUUGAGAAACAUGUGGCCAGUUUGGCAAAGCCUGGAACAUUUGCAGGCAAUGAUGCCAUUGUGGCCUUUGCAAGAAAUCAUCAGUUGAAUGUGGUGAUUCAUCAACUUAAUGCUCCGUUGUGGCAGAUUCGUGGGACGGAUAAAAGCAACGGGCGGGAGCUACACAUCGCGUACCGGUAUGGAGAGCACUACGACAGUGUGCGCAGGAUCAACGACAACUCAGAGGCUCCCGCGCGUCUGCAGACUGAUUUUCAGAUGCUUCAUCAAGAUGAAUCAGAUAAAAGAGAGAAGAUCAAAACAAAGGGAGUUGACUUUGAAGAUGACCUGAGAGAUGAAGUAGAAGAUGCUGUCCAGAAAGUUUGCAAUGCAACUGGGUGUUCAGAUUUUAAUUUGAUAGUCCAAAACCUGGAAGCUGAAAAUUAUAAUAUUGAAUCUGCGAUAAUUGCCAUGCUCCAGAUGAACCCAGGGAAAAGAAAUAAUGCAGAGGAGAACCUUGAGUCCAGUGGCCGAGUACUGAAGCAGUGUGGCCCAUUGUGGGAGGAGGGCGGCAGUGGCACCAGAAUCUUUGGAAAUCAGGACUUAAAUGAAGGCAGGACUGAAAACAAUAAGGCGCGGGCCAGCCCUGGUGAAGAAAACAAAGCAAAUAAAAACCAGCUCCCAAAGGUCACAAACAAACAGAGGCGAGAACAGCAGCGACUAGAGAAGAAGAAACGACAGGAGGAGAGGCACCGGCACAAAGCCCUGGAGAACAGGAGUAGCCACAGAGACAACAACAGAAGCGAAGCAGAUGCGAGCACUCAGGUCACCUUGGUGAAGACCUUCGCGGCUCUCAACAUCUGACUCUAGCCUCCUGGGAGUUGUGAGAAGCGAAUGGAAAGCGGAGGGCCGUGUGCCCGGCUUUCCAGUGAGGCCAUCCUUUUACAGAAUGAAACUCAACCCACAGAAUCACACACUGAGUUAGUUUCUUUCAAGCUGCCUUUUUUUUUGUUCAGAGUUUUGUCAGUGAUACGUUUUAUUUAAUGAAAGUGCAGCGAAGCCAUUCAUGUCCCGUAAUUAAAAUAUCGAGUUUUAGGGGUGGAUAGUUAGGUCAAAAAAAAAAAACAAACAACUUUUUUAAGUGUGGUUUUAUUUGCCCUGAAAAUUAGAGCUCAGUGACCCCGGGAUCUUUUCUUAACACUUGGGGUGCGUUUCACUGUAAUUGUUCAUGAAGUAGUUUAGAUUAACUGCUAGAAAUUCAGAAUGACAAGUUUCCUUUGUUUCUUUUUCAUUUUCAAACAGACAUUAAUAUGCAGGAUAGUUUAUAAAUGAUCUCCAACUCAGGUACGUGUUUAGAAUUAACUUUCUUCUAAUCCAAGUUGAUCAGAAAAUAAUUCAGAAAGUGUUUUCCCAAAGUAAUAGGACAUGAAGGUUGUGGCCUGCAGUCAGUGUGGAAAUUAAAUAAUUGCAUUUCUCUUCUUCCUGAUUCUCAUGUUCGAAUGGGAUGCAGGUGCUGUUGGUUCGUUUCUACUCAAGCCAUAUGAUAAAUAGGCCUGACUGUUAAUUAGGUCUGGGCUUUGCUGGAAAAUUGAUAGUGUUGCUCAGUAUUUGGUACUUGUUUCUUGACAAUGAGAAGAUGGUAUAUUACUGCUUAUGAUGCAGUUCUGGGAUUCUGAUAGCGUGGAGCGCAGGAUCCAUAGUUGUAAAGGGAGAAAUCAAGAGAGUCUGAGUUUUUGCUCAGGAAGAGUCUGAAGAGUUAGUUCAUUUUGUAGGGGGAGGGUGUCUGGAAGAAUAUCUAAGGUUUUUCAUGUCCACAUUUUAAGUAAGUCACUAUCUUUUCUUCCCUACUAUUCUAGAUUUUGAAAGAUGCCUUCAGAGAAAUAAAAGGUAACUUGAUCUGUUGCCCAGUUUUCUUAGUAUUGUGAAAAUGAAAUCCAAUAAAAUGCUGCACUUACUUCUUUUUAGUUAAGCCCUGUUUGGGAUUUUGCUGUUGGGAAAACUCUCCAGCACCCUCCGGAAGUUGUCAGUGACUUAGGUUAGACCAGCAGGGCAGAGGACGUACUUUGGCUGAGGCCUUUGAAUGACACCACAGUGCUGAAAUAGAUUUGGGCAGUGGAGAGGUGUCAUUCCUCAAACUGAAUUAGGUGGAUGUGAACUUUAAAACUGUAAUGUAUGAAGUGGCCAAUCUUGGACUGUCUUUACCUUUUGGAGACCUCAUAUUUGGAGAAAUAAUAUAUGCUGAAUCAAAAGGUAAGUUAUUAGUUACCUCCCCCAUCUCAGGUUUCAAAAUUAUCAGAGUUCUGGGGCAAAGGGAAAACGCUGAGAAGGUUUUGACACGAAUGCGCGUGUCAUUGUGUGGGUGGCCUUGGGUUCAUUGGAUUGUUUUUAUCAGCAGGUGAUUUGCUUCCUUUGGUUUUGAUGAUGUAUUUUAAUUUUUGUUGUUUGACUUUGGUGACUUUUUGUGGUUGGAGCCUCAGUAGUCUCUUGGAAAUGCUCCCAGGACAUCCUGGUACAAUACAUCGUAAUACGUAGCAAAUUUAGAAACUGCACAGCAUUUUUUCUUUGCACAUUGUGGAGUCCUGAGUUAGAGCCUCUAGUACUCAGUCCAAACAAGUGAGGGGUCUCCGUUGCCUCACUGUCUCCAAGGAAGGGAGGUUCAGUGCUUUAGAAUCUGUUCUCUUGGCUUUCAACUCUGGACACAUUCCUGACUGUGGCUGAGCAUUUCUGAGUGAGCCCUCUUUCUUGUCUGUUUUGUGCUGUGAGAGUACAGGAGACCAGAUCCUCUCAGAAGGAUUAAGAUCGUGUACCAGAAAUGCAGCAGAAUUAGGAGUCAGAAAUAGCUCAAGGGAGGAAGCUGUUGUCAGAAGCAGUAGGAUUGCUUUAUGUACUUGGUUAAUGAAGGUGGCCAUGGGCCCUGUUAGGUUUUAGAAGUUGCUGAAAAGUUACUAAAGAAUAUUGGGCACAUUUAUUUAUAAAUUACCUAAUUCGGAUAAUAGGCUUUGGCUUUUCUUGGGUAAAAUAACAGUGGUUUUAAAAACUAAUCAGAUGGCUUCAGUAAUUUUCUUUUAUUACCAUUUCAUAGUUUUCCAGUUAUAACUGGUGGUCUAUGUUUAGUGUGUUAAUUAUUAGGAAUGGGGUACAUGUAUCCAACUUUAGUAAUAUCUUCUAGCUAAGGGUUUAAAUUUAGACUUCACUGCCUCAGUCCCACCAAAGUGUGAGGUGGAUGACAUCCACGUAGUACUUCAUUGCCUUGGUAGGCACUUGAGAACUACCAAAAUGGAGGCCCAGUGUGCUUAGUCCUGGGAUGACUGGUCAGUGGUGGUUACCUGGCUUGGUUGCUCAGGUGCACUGCAUAGUAGGAAGUGACUCUUUCUUAACCUCUGUGGCUGUUAGAGGUUUGUUAUGUAUUUCCGUAGCUUUGGUCAGGAGACGGGGUAUGGGGCAGUGGUCCAUAGCUGCUUACUAGUCUUAUAAACUGUAUAUAAAGGUUUUAUGGAUUUAAAAAAAAGAUUUUUUUAAAGGUCAAAAUAAGAAAUAAAAUUUUAGUGGCAACAGCUUUGUACUUAGAGAGGUAGAUGUAUUAAAACAACAUAGAACCACAACUUCUAAAUUAAUAUAGUUGCCACAGGAGACAUUAGAGAAAGAAGGUAUAUGUAUAUUUAAUUUUUCAAUAAUAGGAACAUAGGCUUUCAGGAUUGAAGUCUGGUUGAAGAAUUGUGGCAGAAAGAAGAAUCUUAAGUGUCACUUGAACUUCUCUAUAGUUUCUUUUAUAAGCUCUGAAAACACUUCCGGACCCAUUGUGAUUCUGAGGGCUUGUGAAGUAGGAUCUCCGUUGUGGGGCAGCUGGAAUGGGCUUUGAGGGAGCCUUUGUGUAGGCAGUUUUUAAUGCACUGCCUGCCUCCCUGGGGAGCUUCCACAGUGUGAAACGAUAUGGUCCCCGGGGUGGGGGGAGGGCCCUGCUAAGGGGGGAGAGCUGCUCAUAUGUUAAGUAGGUAGAUAUCAGAUGGACUUGGCAUUGAACUAUGUUCGUAGUGAGUCCCUGUCGUCAAUGUGCAAUUUCUCUCAUUCUGAGAAACUCUCUAGACUGCCUGGGUUUUACUGGGUCCACAUAGAAUGCUGUCAAUUUACCUCUGUGAAAUGUUCAACUCGAAUGUGCAGUCGGUUGAAGGAAACUUGGAUUCCGAGUCAGAGCUGGCUAACAUUCACCCUGACCAGAGGGUCUGUGGGGGUGGGGUGACAGUGGAGCUUCUUGGUUUCAGUGUCACAUCCGUGGCCCUCUCUGACUCCCAUUUCGGGUGGACGCGUAGCUCUUCACCUUUUUACCUCAAGGCUCUGUCUAUCUAUAGCAAACCUUUAGACUCAGAGUCUGAUGCAGUUUUUUUUUUUGUUUGUUUUGACAUUUUCAUUAUCCACUGUUUUGUUCAUCUCAGCUUUCAGAGCAGGCAUUGCUCAAACUCUGGGGCCUUCCAACAGUUGUUCUGAGGUGAUUUAAUAAUGGCACUUUCUAUAAGGUGUGUUUUUCUGACUGUAAAGCAAAUUGUAUUUUUCCACUGAUGUUGGAAGAUCUCAAUGGUAUAUUUCAAUGAUGGCACACCUUCUGCCAUCACAUACGAGGCAGGGAAUGGAUAAUUGGUUUGAAGUGGAGACACCAAGCACCAGUCACGAAGUGCGUGUGCAAUACAGAACUGAGAAGGUGCCCCAUGGGGCCUGGCCCUGCAGAGGACCUGGGCCUCGUUGACUGCCUGGCCCCAUCUGUCCAAGGUAACAUUCCCUGUGAAAACCUCAGGCUCUUAACCAUUUCCUCUGAGAGAUUACCUUCUAGAGCCUCGCUCUCCUAGUUCGGGCUACUUUAUAGCUUGAUUAAAAUGUGUAGCAUCCUUGCAAAGUCGCUUGAGAAGGAGCUGGUCCCAGUAAAGAAUAAUCUCUGUAAAAGCACGAACUUUUGUGCGGUGACUUUGGUUUAAGCAGGGCAUGCCCCUGGUCCAGAACUACUUCUGCUCACUGUGUUGUAGCCCUGGAAGAUGAUGACCGCUGGACAAAACCUUGAUGGACUGCCCCUCAUCCUCCGCGUCUCGACAUCCAGCAUGUCACUGUUGCCAGCCGUCUGUGACAGUUAUUUGAGCGCAAUUGCAAACCUCAGCCUGUAGUUCCAUCCCCUGGCAGGUCCCUCGACCAAAACUUGAGGAAUGCGGGUGUGGGCUCCUCUCAUGGUUCAUUUUCCGUGGGGAGAAGGGCUCUUGGCCUCCCUGGCUACCCUGCCAGCAUCCUCCACCAGCACUGAGCUCAAUGAGGAGAAGAAAAGAGCCAGGAGCCAGAUGUCAGACCCCUGUGUUCCUCUUGCAGGGGUUGAAGCGCUGGUGGGUGUUAAUCCCCUUUAUGAAGGAGGGCAGGUGGCUCUGUGGAGAAUACAGGGGCCUUUACAGGCUCAGCCACCUUCUCUUUUUCCUAAUUGCACUAUACUUGUUCUCGCUGCAGCCCGGAGAUAGUUAAGACCUCUGUUGGGUCAUGAUCCAUAGACUUCGCAAGUCUUGCCUUAUGUGUGAUGCUCGACGGGGAGAGAUGUGACCAUUGUCUGAUGUCCGUGGUUCAUUUCCUCCAGGAUGUUUCCUUCCUCAGAUUGUGUUGCUCUGAACCAUUUUAUUUUUUAUUUACCAAAGUACUGUACUUGGCUAUUUGCAGUGUUUUCAAAACCAAAUGUUUCUUUUUUUUGUGUUUUUAAUCUUCAAUACUUGGUGCAAUAGAAGCUGCAAAAAUGUGCCACUUUAUCUAUGAAAUGGAGUUUUGUAUACCAGUAAAUUCUAGUUUAAA